Messenger RNA from Pogoniulus pusillus (Red-fronted tinkerbird), 2224 nucleotides. RefSeq names its product zinc finger DHHC-type palmitoyltransferase 9 (gene ZDHHC9). The transcript is spliced from 10 exons. Gene Ontology annotation, molecular function: protein-cysteine S-palmitoyltransferase activity. Gene Ontology annotation, biological process: peptidyl-L-cysteine S-palmitoylation; protein targeting to membrane. Lineage: Eukaryota; Metazoa; Chordata; Aves; Piciformes; Lybiidae. The coding region runs from base 353 to 1489 and encodes 378 amino acids. Gene Ontology annotation, cellular component: endoplasmic reticulum; Golgi apparatus. The record is from RefSeq and is a predicted model, not a curated record.
GCGGGCGGCAGCGCGGGCCCUGACUUGCCCUCCUCCCCUCUCCCUUCCAUUCCCUCCUACGGGUCUCGUUCCUGGCGCGGCGGUGAGGUGGGGGCUGCCUUGCCCUGCCUUGCCCCCUUCGCUCCCAUCCCGGCGAGGCCUUCGCGGGACCACCCCGCCGCCCACCGAUCCUCACGACUCUACCCCCCAGCCCUCCUCUCCCCUCCCGGUUCCCCUGGCCGCGCCCUGUCCACUUCUCCCCUCGCCGCCCAGCCGAGCCCAGCGGGGCUCCCGAUGAUGCCGGGGGCGCGGGCGGCGGAGGAGCAGCGCCUGGACGUGUGGCGGCCGCCGCCGCCCCAGUGACGGCCCCGCCAUGUCGGUGAUGGUGGCGAGGAAGAAGGUGGUUCGGAAAUGGGAGAAGCUGCCGGGCAGGAACACCUUCUGCUGCGACGGCCGCAUCAUGAUGGCCCGGCAGAAGGGCAUCUUCUACUUGACGCUUUUCCUCAUCCUUGGCACCUGCGCUCUCUUUUUCGCCUUUGAGUGCCGGUACCUGGCGGUGCAGCUGUCCCCGGCCAUCCCGGUGUUCGCCGCAGUCCUCUUCCUCUUCGCCAUGGCCACGCUGCUGCGCACCAGCUUCAGCGACCCCGGCGUCAUCCCGCGGGCCCUGCCCGACGAGGCGGCCUUCAUCGAGAUGGAGAUCGAGGCCACCAACGGGACGGUGCCGCAGGGCCAGCGCCCACCGCCACGGAUCAAGAACUUCCAGAUCAACAACCAGAUCGUGAAGCUCAAGUACUGCUACACCUGCAAGAUCUUCCGCCCGCCCCGUGCCUCCCACUGCAGCAUCUGUGACAACUGUGUGGAGCGCUUUGAUCAUCACUGCCCCUGGGUGGGCAACUGCGUGGGGAAGAGGAACUACCGCUACUUCUACCUCUUCAUCCUCUCGCUCUCACUCCUCACCAUCUACAUCUUCACCUUCAACAUAGUCUACGUAGCACUGAAAUCUCUGAAGAUUGGGUUUCUGAACACGUUGAAGGAAACCCCAGGGACUGUACUGGAGGUGCUCAUCUGUUUCUUCACCCUGUGGUCAGUGGUGGGGCUAACUGGGUUCCACACCUUCCUGGUGGCACUGAACCAGACAACCAACGAAGACAUUAAGGGGUCCUGGACUGGGAAGAACCGCGUUCAGAAUCCCUACAGCCAUGGCAACAUCGUGAAGAACUGCUGUGAGGUGCUCUGCGGGCCUCUGCCCCCCAGUGUCCUGGACCGCCGGGGCAUCCUGCAGCAGGAGGAGAGCACAGCUCAGGAGCCAUGCCCGCGGGGGCCCAGCGCUGCAGAGCCCACGGGUGGGCAGGCGGAGGAGAGCCGGGCGCAGCAGAAGGGUGCCAGCCUUCCUCACCCCAGUGCUGUCCCUGCACCACCCCUGAGCACUGCGGAGAUGUCGGAGGAGAAGCAGCAGACGCCUGGGGAGCUCCUGGUCCCGUCCCAGGACGCUGGGCAAGCGGAGCAGUAGCAACUGCCCGGAAGGGAGAACUUUCUUGUGCUGUCUGAUGGAAGUUGGAGGAGAGGAGGAGAAGGGCUGGAUGGCAGGCACAGGAUUCCUCACGGCCGUUUUGCUUUAGUCUUUAUCCAGCAGGGCGCGGGCUGGGCGCUGGCCCUGCAGGACGGAUUGGGAACACGGGGUGUGGCCUGCCCUGCUCCCCCGGGGCCACCUGCUGCCACCAAGGCUGCUCUGCCCGCGGGCCGAGGCAGGACCUCUCGCUCUGCAGGUCGCCCUGGGACGUCGACACAGGCUUGGUGCCCAGGCUCGUCCCUCACUGUCCUGGGUCCUCAGCACCAGCUGGGUGGCCAGGGAUGUCCCUCACCGUCCCAGGUGCUCAGCAUGGGCUUAGCGGCCAGGGUCGUCCCUCUCUCCAGUCGUGGCUUUCUUGCUGAGAAAACUCAUGGUGGAGCAGCUCAGACGUGAGGUUAGGGCCGGCCUGUUCCCUCCUGAUGAGGAAUCCUGGUGGGAUGAGGGACAGCGGUUGGUGGCAGCAGUGUCCCCUCCCCCCUCCUCCCUCCUUCCCCUCCCCUGUGCCGUUGUUUUGUGCGGUAAGGUGGCAGCAGGGGGUGGCAGGAGACGUUUCGGGUUCCAAAAGGGCCAAAACCACUGGGAAGGUGUUCUGCUGGCAGCAGGUUUUUGAAGCAGUGCUCCUGCUCUACACGUGGCGUGCCCAGUGCCAGCACAGGAGGUGGUGGCAGGAGAUGA